UCAAUAUAUGAUAGAUUUCUCUUAGCUGUUCUUGCUUUCUGACUACAGCAGUUCGUGGCAGUACACGCUCAUACCAGUGUCAAGUCGUACUCGUAUUCGCCAGACUUUCCCUGCUUGAUUGCUUCCAGUCCGUUUUAAUUGUUCGGACUGCGGGGAGAAGGCUUGUCAUGUAUUCGUCGUCUCAGCCUCUCUCAGCCUCAUAAACCUAUCAUACUUCCUACCGUUUGUACAAGGACUACGGAUUCGUACGCAGAUCGUACCUGGAGAUCAACGAUGGCCUUGCCUCCGGCCUUACGAUCUUGCAAUUGCACUCACCUCCAUCCAACGACCAGGUGAACAAAAGGCCGUUUUGCAAUUGCACAUCUUUCUCCUGUGCCUUGUCCUCUUAGCCCUACCUCUAGGAGUUACUAUAUUGCUCCCUCUAUUCGUCCCUCUAGUUUUGUUCUUGUACCGGCCAGAUACAAAAUAGAAGGAACAAAGAAACAAACAUGCAGGGCUUCAACAUGGGACGUUACGUCCCUCCGGACCUCGAAGGCACCACGUCGUUCAACCAGGCGUCGGGCAAGGGCCACGCUCUGGGCCACCGGGCCCGCAAACUCAAGACCGAGGGGAUCCUGACCGUCCGGUUCGAAUGCCCCUUUGCGAUCUGGUGCACGACGUGCGUCCCGGAACAGAUCAUCGGGCAAGGGGUGCGGUUCAACGCCGAGAAGAAAAAGGUGGGGGCGUACUACAGCACGCCGAUCUGGCAGUUCCGGUUCAAACAUACAACGUGCGGCGGGUGGCUCGAGGUCCGCACCGACCCCAAGAACGCAGAGUACAUCGUCACGGGGGGAGGGCGGAGACGAGACACGGGAGGAGCGGACGACGUUGACAGGUUCGGACAGCUCCAGCAGAGCCGGGUGUCCGAGGAAGACAAGGCCAGGUUCGAAAAGGAAGGCGCGUUCGGGGCACUGGAGAAAAAGGUCGAGGACAAGUCUGCGUUCGUCGCACAGCAGGAACGCAUCUCCGAGCUGCGUGAGGCGAGCGAUCGAACGUGGAAGGACCCUUACGCGCUCAACAGGAAACUCAGGGCGGAUUUUAGAGUCGGACGACGCAAGAGACAGGCCGACGAGCGAACGGGGGAAGCCCUCAAAGACAAAUUCGGUCUGGAUUCCGACAUGGAGGUCCUUGCCGAGACGCAAGAGGAUGCGGAUCGUGUCAAGUUUGUCGAGUUUGGGGACUGGACUGCGGCGGAGGCGUCGAGUUCGUCCAAACCUUUGUUCAUGUCUACACAUUCCCGGUACAACGGGGAUUUACCAUCGAGGCCGAAACACGUUCAGAGUGGUGGGGUUGGUGGUGGCACUGGCCCCGGCAAAGGUGGUAUGCUGGCGAAGCAAAAAGACAAGAAACAAAUCUUGCAAGGUCAAUUGGCCAACAAUACGAGAAUGGCGACGGAUCCGUUUCUGCGUGAAACCGAUGUCUGGCAACCUCGCGGGAAAAGGAAACGAGAAAUUCGGGCUGAUGGUGAUGAUGACCGAGAGGAAGAUGCUGUCACCAGCGGCGAACCCGAACAGAAAAAAGUGACGAAAGUGACGAAAGGUAUUGCCAUUCUGGCGUUGGUUGGUUAUGAAUCUGAUUCUGAUGUCUGAAUUAAGGCGAGAGUUAUUGUUCUUUUUUUCUCGGACAUUAUCAAGAUACCCCUACGUUACGGACCUGAAGUGUCUUGUUUAGCUAUAUACAGUAUACCUGCUGGACUUUAGUUUCUCAAGACAAGAAGAAAGUCUUCAUAGACCUCGGUUCAACUGUGACGUCCAUCUUGCCUCCAACAACACCGAUCUGUCCCACCAUAGUCACAUUAUGUUCGUUGUCGGUCAGAUACGCCGUUGCCAUCGUAACGUUGAUCCCGGCCAGGUCGAUCGUCACGUCGUACGGGAAAUGCGCCUCGUUGAUGACGGGCACGGCGACGGUACCGUUGACGUUGACGUAGGCGCUCACGUACAGGUUCUCGGCGCUGCUCGAGGCCUCGACCCUCACGGCACCGGGGCGGGCGAAGCGAAAGUAAGAUGCAAACGCCCACAGUCGAGCCGAGACGUAAUAAUGGUCGUACUCGAGUCGGACGAGGGCGUUGUCCCCCGUCGUGUUCUGGGCGCACCACCAGUGCGUGUAGCCCGAGGUGUCCGAGUUGACAAAGGCGUUGUGCAUGUACAAGGCCCAUUGGAAGCCCUCACUGUUGUGGGUAAGUAAUCGUGUCAGUGUGUAGGUCUGGUUGGGGGAGGGUCGGUUUGUUUGACUUGCUCGAGGGACAGAAACGGGAGAAGAGUCAUCAACUCAAAAAGGCAAAAGCCAGGUACUUACGCAAGUUGUCCUGUCACGUCCCAGUACGAGUUCCAAUUGCCGGUGCCCUGCAUUGUCAUCAGCGAUUUGCCAUCCCGAUGGAAUUAGAAGGGUCGAGGAAAGAAAAAAGAAACCAUACAUCUGCCCAUUCGGUCAUCAAGUUCGGUUUACCACCAGAAUUAAACGGUCGUUCUGGAUUGCUUUGGUAAUUGUGCCAUGUCUAGGUAAAUUUUGGUCAGUCCCGGUGGAGACAUGUAGUGCGUUUUUCAAACGGUUUACUACUCACGGCGAUAUCAAAGAACUCGGACCCUCCAGCUUGUUCGAGCU
Molecule: messenger RNA, 2640 nt
Organism: Exophiala oligosperma
Lineage: Eukaryota; Fungi; Ascomycota; Eurotiomycetes; Chaetothyriales; Herpotrichiellaceae
Exons: 1
Coding region: 489-1628 (379 amino acids)
Biological process (GO): mRNA splicing, via spliceosome
Cellular component (GO): post-mRNA release spliceosomal complex; U2-type spliceosomal complex
Source: RefSeq, a predicted model, not a curated record